GCCGCCGAGCUGUCAGGCACUUGUCAAUUGUCAUUCAUUCAGUACUUCGUACGCACGAGCGUAGUGUCGCGAGCUAAUAUAAUUGAUUUUCGUCGUGUUUAAUCACAGUAACAAUGUUGUAUUAGUGUCGUAUAGUGUAUAAGAGGAGUGAACAAUAUGGCUUAUGAUAUAACGUGGAUUAUCCCGCGGCUGCGAAGCCCGGGACGGUUGUGGACGUGUGCAAGUUCUAUAACCGUGGCUGUUGUCGGACUCUUCAGUAAAUUUAUCGUAGAGUUCCUGAAUAAAACGACAGUAUAUAAUAAGGAACAGCUAACGGCGGCUAUGAAGAGGCCGCCAGGAGUGCCUCUAAUAACAGUGUCCAACCACCACUCGUGCUUCGACGACCCCGGCCUCUGGGGCGUAUUAGACGCAGGAACGCUAGCGGGUUCCAUGGGUCGCCGCAUGCGAUGGUCAUUAGCGGCGCAUGACAUUUGCUUCACGAACGCUCUGCACGCCGCUUUCUUCGCGCUCGGCAAGUGUGUGCCGGUCGAACGGGGAGCGGGGGUCUAUCAGCCUGCGAUCGACUUCUGCAUCGAGCGGCUGACGAGAGGCGAGUGGGUGCACAUCUUCCCUGAGGGACGAGUCAACGUCAGCAAGGAGCACAUCAGAUUCAAAUGGGGCGUGGGUCGAAUGAUAGCGGAGUGCGCGGAGGCGGGCCGCGCGCCGCUCGUGCUGCCCAUCUGGCACGAGGGCAUGGACGGCGUGCUGCCCAACACGGAGCCCUACCGGCUCCGGGCCGGCAACAGGGUGUGGCUCGCCGUGGGCCAGCCGGUGCCGCUGGCCAACUUACUGGCCAGGUUAAAAGAAUCAAACGCGAGCGAAGAAGAGACGCGACGAGCGAUCACAGAACGCGUCCAAAAUGAGCUGAUGCGACUGCGGAUGAAAACGCACGAAGCACUCAAGCGGGCGCUCGGCGUCGCACCGGCGUUACUGGCUGGAAGGACUGACAUCCUAACACAGCCGACAGACACGCACGGCGAGGGCGACUACGCACACAACCACACCAACGGGAAAGAGAAGGAGACAGAAAGAGAAAAAGACAAGGACAUCUAGUUCCUUUACCAUAAGUGUACCGUGUAUGGAUUCUGUGGCUAUCGGGUCCUGCGAGAAAGGUUUCCUGCUAGUUUCUCCCUUUAUAAGGCAUAAGGGUGUCAGGAAUUAUGCAAAAUUGAACCUAAUCACUUUGAAAUAAAGUU
Molecule: messenger RNA, 1235 nt
Organism: Cydia amplana
Lineage: Eukaryota; Metazoa; Arthropoda; Insecta; Lepidoptera; Tortricidae
Gene: Taz
Product: tafazzin
Exons: 7
Coding region: 157-1092 (311 amino acids)
Biological process (GO): inner mitochondrial membrane organization; cardiolipin acyl-chain remodeling
Cellular component (GO): mitochondrial membrane
Molecular function (GO): 1-acylglycerophosphocholine O-acyltransferase activity
Source: RefSeq, a predicted model, not a curated record